UAACCCCUCCACCGCCUGUUGGUCUAUCUGAAUGGAUUGAGCAAAAGUUGACAAAAAGCGAUCGACCAGAGCUUACUAGCGCUAAAGUGGUUGUAUCGGGUGGGAGAGGCUUGAAGAGCGGGGAAAAUUUUAAGUUGUUAUAUGAUCUUGCGGAUCAAUUGCAUGCUGCAGUUGGAGCUUCCCGUGCAGCUGUUGAUGCUGGCUUUGUUCCUAAUGACAUGCAAGUUGGACAGACGGGCAAAAUAGUAGCACCAGAACUUUAUAUUGCCGUGGGAAUAUCUGGAGCAAUCCAACACUUGGCUGGGAUGAAAGACAGCAAGACCAUUGUUGCUAUUAACAAGGAUCCAGAAGCUCCAAUUUUCCAAGUGGCAGACCUUGGACUGGUGGCAGAUUUAUUUCAGGCGGUGCCGGAGAUGACGGAGCUCCUGAAGAAGAAGUGA
Fulmarus glacialis (Northern fulmar) is the source of this 440-nucleotide messenger RNA. Its product is annotated as electron transfer flavoprotein subunit alpha, mitochondrial. Gene Ontology annotation, molecular function: flavin adenine dinucleotide binding; electron transfer activity. Gene Ontology annotation, cellular component: mitochondrion. The transcript has 6 exons. Lineage: Eukaryota; Metazoa; Chordata; Aves; Procellariiformes; Procellariidae. The record is from RefSeq and is a predicted model, not a curated record. The annotation marks the transcript as partial.